Molecule: messenger RNA, 1412 nt
Organism: Trichobilharzia regenti
Lineage: Eukaryota; Metazoa; Platyhelminthes; Trematoda; Strigeidida; Schistosomatidae
Source: the annotation of a GenBank genome assembly
CAGGAUGCUACUCAGUAGGUGGUGCCAGAUGUUUUCUUGGCUAAAUAGCCUAUUGGACCACUUUACUUUGUUUGAAACAAUGCGUUCUGGGCCCAAGUUCCAGUGGGGCAAUACCACCACUCACUGGAUAUACAAGUAAAUCUACCUAAUCAGUCUCCUAUGUAGAUAGAAACUCACGUCCUGGAUUCUAUUGCUGCAAAUAAAAUCUGAUGGAGGUUCUUCUUGGUCGUCCAAAACUGAAUAAAUCAAGGCAGGAGAAAACUUCAUCAUCAUCAUUGCCUAUCUUACCAAAAGCUUCCCUCCCUUUUCCAAUAAUACUGAAGGAGGAUCUUCAACAGUCAAAACACGAUGACAGUAGCGUUCAUUUGUUUAAGCAGUAUCGAUUUCAAGCAGUUCUCGUGGAUUCUGCAAAAACACUAGUCACUAAUACUGAACAGAUUAAAAUACUCCAGAAAAGAGGCUGUUACGGUACCGGUAAACGUCAGGAAUCCGACAUUAUGCAUAAAAUCAAGAUGUCUACCACUAGAGAUUAUGAUACAGACGACGACGAUGAUGAUGAUGAUCGCAACGAUGAAAAUGGGAAUACAUCAGACACAGAUAGUCCACUUGACAGUAAUUUCUUCAGUACUGGUUCUAAAACAAAUGAAACUAUUCUCAAAAAAGCAGAUGUAACACAGUUGGUUUUAAGUGAUGUUGAAACAUUAUUUCUGUUUCAUGGACUUGGUUGUCUAGAUGUCUACCUGCCAACCGAUGCCAGCUUACAGUCAGAUGCAAGUACUGAAACUCAACCUUUGAAACCAUUGUCUCUGGUAUUACUCUGGUUACAUAUGUGUACAGGAUCCAUUGAUCUACCUUGUUUACAAAUACAGACAGCUCGUGAUCAAAUAGAAAAAUAUUCAGAAAGAGAAAUAAAUUUAUUACGUCGUUAUGCUGUGUACAUAUAUUACAGAUCUAAAGGUUGGAUUGUACGUCCAGGUGCAUGUGUAGGCGGUGCUGAUUAUCUUCUUUAUGCUGAAUCUCCUGACCUUAGACAUGCUGCAUUUUGUGUUCUAGUGGAUUCUAGUGAUUCAACAGCUACUACAGAUAAAGAACAAUUGAAUUGUGCUAGUGUAGCAGCACAUGUUCGUGUCGCACAUGCAAUUGGUAAAAAAGUGAUACUUUGUCGCGUAUGUCUUCCACCGAUUGAGGAUUUCACUGAAAAUCCAUGGGAAGCUGUGCUUAAGACAAUGAUUAAGGAAACUUUGAUUGAUUACUGGAAACCAAAUGCAAAAUAAACACAAUAGUCAUUGAAUGCUCUAGGAAGAAAAUUAUGUACACACCCUUUUUCAAUGUACAAAUUAUUGCGAGAAUAAAUGUGCUUUCUACCUACGCAGUUCAUAUUUCUACUGUUAAAUAUAUGUGAUAAUAAUGGC